UCAGAGCAUUAUUUUGGUAAGGAGCUUCUAUUGCUUACCACUGCCAAUGCUUCCUGUUAUCUUGAAUUCAUCUGCACCCCUGCUAUAGAACUAAUAACUAGCACCGCUCACCGCUCACUGCCCGGCAACCCCAGCGAAGACGGCGGCGGGACUGGCAGUCAAUCUGACGGCAGACCGCUCGGUCUCACCGGUCUCAGGAACACGGGCAACACCUGCUUCCUGAACACAGUCGUCCAGUGCCUGAGCAACACACGCGCUCUCCACGAUUACAUCCUGCGCGAUGGACGCUCCUCAGAUGCCAGCAUGCCUGCCGCCGCUACGAAAGGGUCCCUCAUGAACACAUUCUGCGCUCUGAUACGCGACAUGUGGACAUCCUCGGACGAAACGGAGCGGGUGCUCACCACCGCACCACUCAAGUCGAUGAUCCAACGGCUCGCGCCGCGCUUCAUGGGCUCCCAGCAGCAGGACGCGCAGGAAUUCCUCAGAUAUCUGCUGGAGGGACUUCACGAGGACGUGAACCGGGUGACGAGCCGGCCAAAGCCGAUCACGACCGACAUCGACGACUCAAUGAGCGCCAGUCAAAAGUCAAUGGAGGCCUGGAAACGUUUCUUGCGCCUGGAAAACUCCAAGUUUGUUGACCUGUUCGUGGGCCAGCUCAAGGCUACCCUGCGGUGCACGGUAUGUGGCCACGAAUCGGUUACCUUCGACCCGUUCUGGGAUCUGAGUCUGCCAAUCCCGUCACGAAGUGGCCAGGUGCACCUACAGGCCUGUUUUGACCUGUUCACCAAAGAGGAGGUGCUCGAUGGCGACGAAAAACCGACCUGCUCAAAGUGCCAGAAGCACCAAAAGUGCACCAGGAGCCUCUCGAUCCAGAAGUUCCCGCGCAUCCUCGUGGUGCACCUGAAGCGGUUCUCUACUCAGGAGAGGUUCGGCGGAAAGCUGAACACCACUGUCGACUUUUCGAUGAACGGUCUGGACCUGUCGCCCUACUCGGCCGGACAGACGCCCUGCCGGUACAGCCUAUACGGCGUGGCGAACCACUCUGGCACGCUGCUCUCAGGACAUUACACCGCUUACUGCCGACACCCGUACACGGCAGAGUGGUACGAGUACAACGACUCGCGGGUCCACGUGAUGGAUCAGAGAAACGUCAACAGUGGAAAGGCAUACGUGCUGUUCUUUGAGCUGGCCGGCUCGAAACACCGCUCCGGCUCGACCCACGUCUAGUCAUCCAGUCACGGGAGAGGAGCCUGCGAUCGUCACCCGCUCGGGCCCUGUGUAGUCGCACCGGCCGGCGCACAUUCUGCACGGACAACUCUAGCCAGCGGCCUAUCGUGAUUUGUGAUAUUGGGUGUAAGGUGUUGUUAAAAACCAGAACGGUCUUUUUUUAUCGUGAACUGUAAACUGUCUCGGACUGCCCGGCUGAGGACUGCUGCCAAUCACCGGGCGGUUCGGAGUCCGACGACCGCAGCUGCUGUCCGUUGUUCGGGCUGCACCGUGCAACGUCUAAAAACGUCUGCAACG
Molecule: messenger RNA, 1524 nt
Organism: Amphibalanus amphitrite
Lineage: Eukaryota; Metazoa; Arthropoda; Thecostraca; Balanomorpha; Balanidae
Product: ubiquitin carboxyl-terminal hydrolase 2-like
Exons: 1
Biological process (GO): protein deubiquitination
Cellular component (GO): cytoplasm
Molecular function (GO): cysteine-type deubiquitinase activity
Source: RefSeq, a predicted model, not a curated record